Molecule: messenger RNA, 1871 nt
Organism: Anopheles gambiae (African malaria mosquito)
Lineage: Eukaryota; Metazoa; Arthropoda; Insecta; Diptera; Culicidae
Gene: mei-W68
Product: meiotic recombination protein SPO11
Exons: 5
Coding region: 45-1787 (580 amino acids)
Biological process (GO): reciprocal meiotic recombination; meiotic DNA double-strand break processing; meiotic DNA double-strand break formation
Cellular component (GO): nuclear chromosome
Molecular function (GO): DNA topoisomerase type II (double strand cut, ATP-hydrolyzing) activity; ATP binding; DNA binding
Source: RefSeq, a predicted model, not a curated record
AAAUUUAUAAUACAUCAACUUACCUUGUAAAAACAGCUUGAAGCAUGAUGUCGUCUAGCAUUGCGGAUUUCUUCAAGGAUGUUGAGGAAAGCAACCAAUCCUUCUCCAGCACUCCGAGCAGCAUCCUGCUGCCCUCCGAUUUGGCCUCAAACCUGGAUGAAAGCUCCUCCGACCAGCUGCAGUUAGAAUCACCCGCCUGGGAUGAGAACAUUGUCGAGCUGUUUAAAGAAUUUGCCGACAACAACGACACAAAAGAGGAGCACCAAAACAACCAGCAAACUGUUGCAGUAAACGCCACUUCCACUACCGUUCACAACGAUUGUUCACAGGAAAGAUCACUAAAACCAGCAAACGCAUUCCUAUUUGAGGACGAUUUACUUGAAACAGCCACACAAAAGCAGAAAAAUGAACACGCGUCGUACGAAACUCAUUGUUUUGUGCCUUCAAGUACGGAAAAUAUCAACCACAGUCCAUCACAGCCUGCUGCUGCUUCACAGCACAGCCCACACGGCAUAGCAACGGGCCACCACACGCAUACCGAGCAGCGCGCACUCGAUAACGACUGGAACACGCACACACAGUACAGUGCGGACCGGUUGGUGGACGGUUGGGAAGAUUCCGGGUUUGACGAAAGCACGAAAUCAGCGCAGGCAGAGGGACCGCUGUCAGCGCCGCUACUACCGGAGGAAGAGGAGGGAAGCCAACUGUCCGAACGGCAUCGCGAGAUACAGACGAAAAUAGUCGACCUGCUGCAGCAAAUCGAACGCUGCGUUACCGAAGGCAUCCCGCUGCCAAUCCGGCGUAGUAAGGCACGCUGGGAAACGUGCAAGAUCGAGAACGGAAUUCUCCAAACGAUCGAACCCUCGCAGGACGGACGAACGAUCCGGCCGUGGAACACACGGCGCCUACAGCUGAUGGUGCAGCUGUUGGCCACCAUCUACCAGCUGCUUACUACCGGCUCGAGCUGCACGAAGCGGGAGCUUUACUAUCUGCACCUGGAGCUAGCGCAAACACCGGCCUAUACGUACGCUACGCUCGAGGACGUCUGUGCGCUGCUCGAUGCCGACCCGUGGGAGCUGCACGUGUACAACACCUCGAAAGGGUUGAUCGCGGGCCCGAUAGUACUCACGCUGAGCGAUGGACAGCGGAUCGAUUGCAAUGGUCGAUGGGGCACGGCAGUGCCGCUGGAUGUCGGGAGCGUGACGGAGAUCCGACUAGCGGCCAAGCUGGUGCUGGUCGUUGAGAAGGACACCGUCUUCAAGCGACUGCUGGAGGAUGGCAUUUUGAGCACAUUUCCCGACACACUCGUGCUAAUAACGGCCAAAGGAUAUCCGGAUGUUUCAACGCGACUGCUGCUGAAAAAGAUUUCCGACUGGACGCAUGUGCCCAUCUACGGACUGAUGGAUGCCGAUCCGCAUGGAAUUGAAAUCUUUUGCGUCUACAAAUUUGGCUCACUGGCAAUGGUGCACCAGCAACGAUCGUUGGCCGUGCCGACCAUGCGCUGGAUAGGACUGUUCCCGUCCGACAUUGAGCUGCUCGGGCUGCAGGGUGUUCCGCUGCGGGAAGGUGAGCUGAAGCGCAUCGAGCAGAUGACCAAGCGCCCGUACACCGAGGGACACAUACAGCGGGAGCUGCUGUUGCUCCGUCAGCUCGCGACCAAGGUGGAGAUUGAGAGUCUGUACAACAUUGCGUCUGAUUUCAUUACCACCGUCUAUCUGAAGGGUAAGCUGAAGGAAUGCAUUAGUUUGAGGCAAAAUGUGGAGGAGGAACGUUCUGUGCGGCGUUGAGGACACUAUCUGUCAUCAUGCGCAGAGUAUUUAGCAUAAAAUAGUAUAAGAAUAUCUCUUACUAAACAUCUUCGUAUCAUUUUU